Molecule: messenger RNA, 468 nt
Organism: Priapulus caudatus
Lineage: Eukaryota; Metazoa; Priapulida; Priapulimorpha; Priapulimorphida; Priapulidae
Product: inactive tyrosine-protein kinase 7-like
Exons: 2
Coding region: 1-468 (155 amino acids)
Biological process (GO): positive regulation of kinase activity; protein phosphorylation; multicellular organism development
Cellular component (GO): signaling receptor complex
Molecular function (GO): transmembrane receptor protein tyrosine kinase activity; ATP binding
Source: RefSeq, a predicted model, not a curated record
AUGGAAGCAUCUGUGCCAAUCCACAGGUACACACACCGCGACCUCGCCGCGCGUAACUGCCUCAUCACGUCCGGCUACGAGGUCAAGGUCGCCAACAUGAGCCUCACGCGCGACAUCUACGCGAAGGAGUACGACCGCUGGCGCGGCACCGCCGCCGCCCCCGUCCGCUGGAUGCCCCCGGAGGCGCUCGCCGACGACGACUUCUCGACACGCGCCGACGUCUGGUCGUUCGGCGUGCUCGCGUGGGAGGUGUUCACGCAGGGAGACCUGCCUUACAGCGGCCGCGCGGGCGACGACAUUGCCGCGGGCGUCGCCGCCGGCUCGCUGCGCCUGCCCCCGCUCGACCAGUGCCCCGAGCCGCUGCACGCGGUGAUGCGCGCCUGCUGGUCGCCGCGCUCCGCCGACCGGCCCUCGUUCAGCGAGCUUGCGGUCAGCAUCGGCGAGAUGACCGUCGACAGCGACCUGUAA